Acanthaster planci (crown-of-thorns starfish) is the source of this 3991-nucleotide messenger RNA. Its product is annotated as trace amine-associated receptor 1-like. Gene Ontology annotation, cellular component: membrane. NCBI's taxonomy places the organism in Eukaryota, Metazoa, Echinodermata, Asteroidea, Valvatida, Acanthasteridae. The record is from RefSeq and is a predicted model, not a curated record. Gene Ontology annotation, molecular function: G protein-coupled receptor activity. Gene Ontology annotation, biological process: G protein-coupled receptor signaling pathway.
CAGCUGAGAAAUAACGUCGACAGUGAUUGUCUUCUGUCGAGCUCCAAAACGAAGUGCAAUACAGAUUGUAAGGACGCUGUUAUUGAGCUCAGGUGUAUGUUUGCUUCUGACUGGAAAUCAUGGAAAUUACAACAGCUUCAGCCAGCAUCAACACAUCAGUUACAUCAUCAACUAAUAUCUCUGAUGACCAACAAAGUUUAGUCAAUGACUACAACAUCAACAUCUUAUCAGUUGUGGCCAACCUUCUUCUCGGCAUCCUCGGGUUAAUGGGUAACGCCAUAGUCUGUCUGACCGUGAGCAAGACAAAGAUUUUUCAUGACAUCACCCACUACCUCAUCGUGAGUUUGGCCAUGUCUGAUUUCCUUUGCUGCGCCUUCUUUAUCAUUUCCAUACUGUGCGUGAUCGAAGGUCACCCAGUCCGAGUCCACAUCACACAAGGGUUCUUUGGGGAGAUUUUCUGCAGGUUGUUUUGGAGUCUCCAUCUCUUCUGGUCCUCUUUUUUUGCUUCGGCUUUCAACCUGGUAGUGGUGACCUUCGAGAGGUAUUUUGCCAUCGUUCACCCGAUGAGAUACGCCCGGUCCUUCACGGUGCGACGGGGCUUGAUGCUUGCUGGGGCAGCCUGGACUCUUGCAUAUCUCCUAGAGAUAGAGUUUCCGAUCAGGUACUACGUGAACAAGGAAGGCGAGUGUACCUAUCCGGGUCUUGGCCCAGCCUGGUUCGCCAAGUUGAUGUUUUUCAAGUCCUUUUCAGUCAGCUUUGUGGUUCCACUGAUAUUCUUAGUGUGGGCCUACUACAAAAUCAUCAAGACCCUUCGACAGGGAGCAGUAAACCCGGGCGUGAUGGGAGCUGAGAUGGGAGAGGCUAGCCGCCGAGUUGUCCAUAGUCUCCUAAUCAUUACCACGUUCUUUAUUCUGCUCUUGCUUCCGUCUGAGCUCGGAAACGUCUUGCUGUUCUUCGACGUACCCGUGGACGCACGCCUGGGCAUAUGGGAGAUCUUUAGAACCCUGACAGUCAUGAACUCGGUGGUAAAUCCGAUGAUUUACGCCAUCAAAUUGAAGAAGUUCAGAAGAGCAAUGAGGGCCACACUUUGUCCUUGUUUGAAGAAUCAGGUGGAGCUGGAAAACGAAACUCAACUGACUGUCGUUGGCAUGAACACCUUAGCAUCUACGGCUGGCCCUGAGAAUGAGUCAUUGAGCCAAGCACGUGCUCAAGGACGUUUUGUCACCUAGCUCACAAAAGUAUACCUUUAAUGUGAAACCCUUCACAUGGUGAGCUUUGUCAUUUUGGUGCAUAUCAACUUCAAAUUGAUCUGGACACUGUCCCGUUUUUCAAAGCUGUUUUAUUCGUGAUUCUGUAGACAACCUAGAAUCAUGUUGUAGGCAACCUAGAAUCAUAAACGUAAUCUAUGCACCCAAAUGUCAAAGGUCACCAUAUGAAUGGUUUUCGCUGAUCACUUUGGUGCACUGCAGUUCAAGCUCCAUUGAAAUAGUGUUAAAUGAACAGAGUUUGGGGCCCUAUUGCAGAUAACCGAAGUCUCUGAGGCCUCUUAAACAAAAAGCAAUGUGUUGUUUGGUCCUCCAGAUUUCAUUUGAUUUUCAAAUUUUAGUAGGUUAACCAAUUAAAGUUUUAUUUAUCCGCCCAAAACAAACUCACCCCCAAAUGUGAAUGUUCCAAAGUCUUCUGAGCUGCCAUUUUUCAAAUGACAUUCCUCUAUUCUGACAAUUUUUCAACGCAGGGGGGGGGGGCAGCCCUGACUGAUUUUUUUCUUUACAAACGGAACACUUCAUAGGUAAGAAAGUAAUCGGUAUAAUUAUUUAUCAGCACCAAGACCCAUAGAUAACAACACCAUGAAAUAAAAGCAAGGAUUUUUGGACUGCGAGUAAUUAAGGCUUUUUUUAUGUUUCCCAAAUGUUUUCGGCCCGGCGGAGAAUUGUCACCAACAGUUACUUUGACAAGUUGUUACGUUGGUCGGCCAAUCCGGUAAAGGUAGAAAUACCUCUAUUGAAGGAAAAUCUGCAUUUAGUAUGAAGGAUUAUCUGUAGCAUUGCCUCUGGGCGAGAUCUUUUGUUGUUCACUGAAUUAGUGUUAUUUUUGUUGAGAAAGUGAAAUAUAAGCGCACUCCUGUCGGUAGAACAAAUCUAUAUAUUUUGACUUAACCAUGUUAUGUAUUUAGUUACAGAGACGUAAAGAAUAAUGUAUUUUAUUCAUAUAUCCAUUCUGUAUUAUUUUUACGACAUCUCUUGAAUUGUGGUUUACAUAAAUGUAGAUAUCUCCAUUCGUUUUCCAGUUCAAGUUACGUUUGCACCAGGAUUCAGAAUAAUAUCCCUAUACAGUGAAGAAUGUCAAGGACAGAUCCCCCUAAAUACAGAUUAAAACAAAACGGAGAGGAAAUACGAAAAAAGCACACAAUGACACAAAAGCACGAUAAGCCAAGUAUUACAAUCAUCGGAAUGAGAAAAUACAAAUUUGGUGCAGUACACGUACAGUAGGAGCUCAAAUUAUUUGAUAAGAGAUUUUUUGACCCUUAAUUUAAAUAAUAAUGCCUUUAGGACAAUCAUGGUUUGAAAAGCGGUUGUUUAAUUGCAAACGAGUAAUGAAGGUCUCUACACUGUCGCGUAAAAUAGUGGAAAUAUAACUUUUUGAGUGAACUAUGAAUAUGUUUUUUCCUCGUGUAGUCCAGAUAGUUAAUUAAUUAAAUAAGUGUUUUAUUUCGAUGGUCAACUAGUUAGUUAAAGGAGGCAACAGACUAACACGCCAGGAUCAUCAAAAUCAGGCCAGCAAGAGUGCCAUCCAGCCUGACUGGAGGACAGCCAGUAAGGGUCCGUCUCUGCGUCAGUGCAGUGGGCUGUCGUGAAAUGAACGACUGAAUGAACCCUUGCUGUUUCCUGCAAUUCUAGAGCUUGCUAAACGUCCACGAGAUGGGCUCGACCUAUCAAGGACUAACGGGUUCCGAGAACAGAACUAAUAAUUAUAUGUCUGGCUAGACAAACUCGAAGUGGUAAAUUUGUUUAAUUUGUAACUAAUAAAAUUAACGUAUAUUAUAACAUUGACGGUUCUAAGUGAGUGAUACAUGUAUUUAAUUAACAAACAGUUAAGAUUCUAAGUAGACAUGUAGAUAUUGGAUUUUGCAGGAUUCAUGCUGAUUUUCUAAUUUACCCGAAGAUUCAUCAGUUAAAGUUAAUAUUUUUGACAGCUAGCCUAUUGUCAUGAAAAGGUCGUGUGCACUGAAAGUGUCAUUGACUGGAACCUUUAGCUUUACUUGGUCGGUUGUACCAGUCAGAUCUUGAUUUAAUUAUCCUUUUCUUGUCUUCCCUUAUGUUUUUGUCACGGUAAACAACACAAAUCUUGUCAUUAAAGUUGGGCUUAAAAUAAAGGAACACCUUAUUUGAUAUCCAGUCAUUUCCCCUUUCUGUCACUCAAGUUGAGUUGUGAGUAAACCCCGUAGUCUGCAGACAGCACAUUAAUCUUUGUAACAUCAGUGGGCAUCAUAAAAAGUCCAUGGUACAGCUGGCUUGCUAAAGCGAAGCAGUGCCAUGGAAACGAGAGGGAAAUCUUUAAGGUUCAGUCCCAUGCAUGAAGUGCAUAGUACUCACUUGAUUGUAAAUGGUGUUCGUGUACGUGACCACUAAUAUUUUAUACAGGUACUUUAGGAUUUAAUUAAGGGGUAUGGCGAGUAGCGUUGACAUUAUCAUUUUUAUUUGUUCAGCCUUAUUAAUAGACCUUUGAUUUGUUAUUAGUAAAAUAUGAUGUACUCACCUUGUGCACAUAAUUGUAGUUAUGUUUUCACUAAGUAUGGAUCUUGUGUUUCUUUUGUGAUGUUUACAUAUAAAUUGUGUUUUCGUCUACUAACGUGAGUCUCAAAGUUAGAAUUUAUAACAACACAAAUGUAAGAUUACUGGUGAAGGAAACGAAAUAUUUGGGAGGUAGAAUGGAGGGCAUAUCUCUCUGAUUUUUGUGUGUAAAAUAAAAUUGUAAUAGCUGUAAGCUUUAC